Annulohypoxylon truncatum is the source of this 5864-nucleotide messenger RNA. RefSeq names its product beta and beta-prime subunits of DNA dependent RNA-polymerase. The record is from RefSeq and is a predicted model, not a curated record. Gene Ontology annotation, cellular component: RNA polymerase I complex. Bases 193 to 5364 code for a protein of 1723 amino acids. The transcript is spliced from 2 exons. Lineage: Eukaryota; Fungi; Ascomycota; Sordariomycetes; Xylariales; Hypoxylaceae. Gene Ontology annotation, biological process: DNA-templated transcription. Gene Ontology annotation, molecular function: DNA binding; DNA-directed RNA polymerase activity.
CCCCACUAAAAAAACGAUCGAAGCAAGUCCUGCAUCCAGCCGUUUGAGACGAUUCAGAAAAGCGCAAAGUCAUGAAUUGACAGAGUUUUCGGGCGCGCCUGGACUCUAUACGAACUUUGACGCCUUCAAUUACCCGUCUAAAAGUUUGUUAAGAGAAUUACGCCAGGCUAUGAGCCGGUGACAGCUUCAGCAAUGAAUGUCUCGCAGCCCAUCUCGUCUGCGAUCGACAGCGUCGACUUCGACUUCCUCACUCCCGCAGAAAUCAAGGCUAUUUCGGUCAAGAGAAUUGAGAACCCGACAACUUUCGACAGUCUUCUAAACCCUAUACCUGGUGGUCUUUACGACCCUGCGCUUGGAGCCUGGGGAGACCAAGUCUGCACAACAUGUAAUCUCGCGCAACCGCAUUGCCCCGGCCAUGUUGGCCACAUCGACCUUCCCGUCCCCGUAUACCAUCCGGUCUUCAUGGACCAGAUUUUGAGGUUACUCCGAGCCCAAUGCCAAUACUGUUUUCGCUUCCGAAUGCGACGAGUCGACAUCGACCUUGUCGCAUGUAAAUUGCGCCUUCUUCAGUUCGGUCUCAUAGACGAAGCUAAUCACCUGGACGAUAUCACGGUCGAUACUACCGACAUACAAGUGGAGGAUGAGGAUCUUUCCGAGGGCGAAGAAACCUCCAAUUCGGAUAGGGUGUCUCGGAUGAGGGAGGUAUACACCCGAUCAAUCUUAAAGCAACAUAGGUUGGGAACCGCCGACAUCAGGAAAGGCAAGCAUGAAGGCGCAUCGGAAGCUAGGAGAAUAGUACUCAAAAAUUUCUUGAGAGAAAUAACCAAAGGUAGAUCAUGCGCCACCUGCCAGGCCAUAUCUCCAAGUUUUAGAAAAGACCGUUUUGUCAAGAUUUUCGAGAAACCACUCAGCGCAAAAGACCAGGCUAAGAUGGCCCAGCGGAACAUGGAACACAGGGAUGCCUUGGCUAUAAAACGAAAGUCGAAGGCAGACGUGGCCAAGAAGCGUAGCUACGCAUCUGACGAAGGAAUAGCAGAUAUCGAUCUGCCUUCAAGCGAAGGAGAAGCCGAGGCUGAGAACGACGAAGAUGAAGAUUCAGAAGGUGAAGGUGAAGAGCUCGAUGAGAAUGGCGAUGUGAUCAUGACAGAAGGCGCCGGCAAGUCCUCGAGGGCGAAUAAGGACUCAGCAGCCAAAUCUCAACAACGUUAUGUUAAUUCGAUGGAAGUUCAAGCUCGACUGCAACUUCUAUUCGAAAAGGAGCAAGAGAUCAUGCGUCUAAUUUACAAUUCGAGACCAUCUGGAAAGAAGCUUCCCGCAGAUAACUUCUUCAUACAAACCGUCCUCGUCCCCCCGAAUAAAUACCGCCCAGAAGCCAAAGCAGGCGACGGAGCAAUUGCCGAGGCUCAACAAAAUUCGCUUUACAAGAUGAUUCUCUCCUCAUGUGCACGAAUUGCUCAAAUCCACAAAGAAAUUGCCCAAAAUGGGAAUAAUCCUGACGAAACAACCCGACGGCGAGACAUUUCUGAAAUGCAUGAAGCAUGCGUUCAGCUCCAGGACAGCGUAAACUCCCUCAUUGACCGAGAUAGGAAUCCUAUCCGUGGUGCCGCCGGGAAGAGGAACGAAGACGGUAUCAAGCAAAAACUGGAAAAGAAGGAAGGUCUAUUCAGAAAAAACAUGAUGGGAAAGCGUGUGAAUUACGCUGCCCGAAGUGUCAUUUCUCCGGACCCCAACAUCGAAACCAGUGAAAUAGGUGUCCCUCCUGUUUUCGCUAGGAAGUUAACUUAUCCAGAACCGGUCACGAGUCACAACUUCAGGGAAAUGCAACAAGCAGUCAUUAACGGCAUUGACAAGUGGCCCGGUGCUGCAGCUAUUGAAAACGAGAACGGGCAAAUUAUCAAUCUGAAGAACAAAUCCGUAGAAGACCGAGUCGCUUUAGCGAACCAACUUCUCGCGCCGACAAGCCAAGAAUAUGCUGGAAUUAGGGGCAAGAAAGUUCACCGACAUCUCGGAAAUGGCGACGUGGUGUUGAUGAAUCGUCAACCCACCCUUCACAAACCUUCAAUCAUGGGCCACCGCGCUAAAGUUCUGCCAGGAGAGAAGACGAUUCGUAUGCACUACGCGAACUGUAACACAUACAAUGCAGAUUUCGACGGUGACGAAAUGAACAUGCAUUUCCCGCAGAACGAACUCGCCCGUGCAGAAGCUUUGAAGGUUGCCGACACGGAUCAUCAAUACCUCUCUGCCACGGCUGGAAAACCCCUGCGUGGUCUGAUCCAGGACCAUCUUUCCGUCUCAGUCGCCCUUUGCAACAAGGACACAUUCUUCGACAAAGGCGCAUACCAUCAAUUAAUAUACAGUGCGCUGCGUCCCGAAAGUGGCCAUAUUACAUCCGAGAGGCUUGAACUCGUACCGCCGGCUACCAUUAAACCGGCUUUACGCUGGACUGGAAAACAGGUGAUCACGACCAUACUAAAGAACAUUAAGCCGGCUGGCUGCGGUGAUCUCUGGCUCUCCGGAAAGUCACAAGUGAAGGGAGCAGCAUGGGGAAAGUUCACCGAAGAGGGAGAAGUCCUAUUUAACGAUGGUGAAUUCAUCACCGGUAUCCUCGACAAAUCACAGCUAGGACCAAGUUCCGGCGGCUUCGUGCACUCAAUUUACGAGAUUUGGGGCCCCGAAUUCGCUGCUAAACUUCUCGGCUGUCUAGGUCGAAUGCUUACUCGAUACCUUAAUAUGCGGGCUUUCAGCUGUGGUAUGGACGAUUUGCGACUCACACCCGAAGGCGAAAGGACUCGUAAAGAGAAGCUACAGAGUGCUAACCAUAUCGGUCUCGAGGCUGCUGCAAAAUUCGUUAGCUUGGGUGAUCGUACAGACGUGACCAGCACAACCCCUAUAUUGCUAGAACGCUUGGAAGAAGUUAUGCGCGAUGACUCUAAACAGGAAGAUCUUGAUCAUGUGGUAAACUCGCAAUCUCGUCUUCUCUCUAGCGACAUUACUGUUGCAUGUCUCCCUGUUGGUCUCGAGAAGCAGUUCCCCAAAAAUCAAAUGCAGUCGAUGACAACAUCUGGUGCAAAGGGAAGUUCUGUCAACGCAAAUUUGAUUUCUUGCAACCUUGGUCAACAAGUUCUUGAGGGUAGGAGAGUACCUACAAUGGUCAGCGGUAAAACGUUGCCAUGUUUCCGCCCCUUCGAAACUAGCGUGAGAGCUGGCGGCUAUAUCGUGAAUCGUUUCUUGACUGGAAUACGCCCCCAAGAAUACUAUUUCCAUCACAUGGCUGGACGAGAAGGUCUUAUUGAUACAGCCGUGAAAACAUCUCGAUCUGGUUACCUCCAGAGGUGUCUUAUCAAGGGAAUGGAAGGUUUGAAAGUGGCCUACGAUUCAUCUGUACGAGAUGCCGAUGGAUCAAUGAUUCAGUUCUUGUAUGGAGAAGAUGGCUUGGACAUCACCAAGCAGAAGUACUUGACUGAUUUUGGCUUCGUGCUUCGCAAUCAAACAUCGCAGAUCGAUCAGCUUGGUAUCGCCGAGAGAGGAUGGGACCAAGAGAUUUAUGAGUCUAAAGAUUUUGCUCAAAAGUACCAAAAGAAAGCCGUCAAAUUAGCCAAGGCGAACAAUCCGAAGGGACUCGACCCCAUUCAUACCGAGCUUAACCCCAACAGACAUGCGUUUUCUACAUCGGAAAAGUUUUACGAGAAGGUAACCGCGUAUAUCAAGGACAACAAAGACGGGCUAAUCAAGGAGAAGGAGAAGGAGAAGGGAGAGAAGAGCCACAAGGGCCACAAGAGUUCAACUGCCGCACUUAUUCCUCGUAAAUAUGCGGAGAAGAUCUUCCAUGCUAAAUACCUCAGCUCGCUAAUGGAACCUGGUGAAGCCGUGGGUAUCGUAGCUGGCCAGUCUGUCGGUGAACCCUCAACCCAAAUGACACUCAACACUUUCCAUUUGGCUGGUCACUCUGCAAAGAACGUCACUCUCGGUAUCCCACGUCUAAGAGAAAUUCUCAUGACAGCUAGUGAUCACAUCGGCACACCAUCUAUGACGCUAUUACUAAACGAAGAGUUGUCUGAAGAGGACGGCGAGACUUUUGCGAAGGCGAUUAGUAUUCUCCCGCUCUCGCACGUCCUCAACAAGGCUACGGUGAAAGAACGCGUCGGGAAAAGCGCCAGUUAUGCUCUAGCGAAGAAAUUCGACAUCCAUCUCGAAUUCUUCCCCUCUGAAGAAUAUACGAAGACGUACGCAAUUAGUAUUUCCGACGUACUUCACACUUUGGAGAUUAAAUUCUUGCCCAUGCUAGAAAAGUUGGUUAAGAAAGAGAUAAAAGCAAAGACUGAUCGGGCAGACGCUGCGGUACCUGAGGUCGGUACCAAAUCCGGAGUGGUGGAAGUGGCGUCUGGUAACCCCGAAGCCGCUGCCCGCGAUGAUGACGACGAUGAUGACGAUGGCGACGACGACGAUGCGACAAAUGCUAAGCAACGCGCGAACCGAUCGCAGGCAGUUUCUUAUGGUGCAAAUGACGACGAAGACGAUGAAAUUCAAAGGCGAAUGGAACGUGAAGCGUCACCUGAAGAUGAAGAAGAGCCUGAAGACGAAGGAUUUGGUGGUAGCCCGCCGCCAGAAGGCGACGACGAGGAUAAUGACUCGAAUGCUGGUAAAAAUUCGAACACACGCGAAGCUCGAGUCAUGGAAAGGACCCGGGUCGUAUCUCGUUUCAGAUGCGAUGAGAAGAAAGGAGAACGAUGUGACUUUACACUCGAAUACGAUUCCGACAUACCCAAAAUCCUCAUGCUGAGCAUUGUCCAAGAGGCAGUCAAGAAGACUCUCAUACAGCAAAUCGAUGGCAUCCGCACAUGCGUCUUCGUCGCCAAGGAAAAAAUUACCAACCCGCGAACCGGCACGGAAGAAGAGAGGCCGGUAGUCCACACAGACGGCGUCAAUCUCCAAGCCAUGCAAAAGUACGGCGACUUCAUCAACCCCAACAGGAUCCAGACAAACGACAUCGCAGCAGUCCUAGAAGUGUACGGCGUCGAAGCGGCACGCAGCGCCAUCAUCCAAGAACUCGGCGCCAUUUUCGACGGCCACGGCAUCAGCGUCGACAAGCGCCAUCUGAACCUCAUCAGCGACUACAUGACCCGGAACGGAGGCUUCACGCCGUUCAACCGAAACGGCCUCAAGGGCAACGUCAGCCCUUUCACGAAGAUGAGCUUCGAGACGACGCUGUCCUUCCUGAAAGACGCCAUCCUCGACGGCGACUGGGACGACUUGAGCACGCCCAGCAGCCGCAUCGUCAUGGGAAGGCUGGGAAAGAUCGGCACGGGCGCUUUCGACGUGCUUACCAGGGCGCAUCCGAGGAACGGGAAGAAUCACUUGGGUUAAGAAAGCUGAGGGCAAGCAAGUCGCGGUGUAAUGGGAUUCGAAAAGUUGGGUGGGUGCAUGGGAGUUUUUGAGAGCUUGGUUAUGGGUAUAUUUAAUCAUGUACUUAUCGUCGUUUUCAAGAAUAUAGCAGAAAUGUUUUAUACGUUAUCAUAGUUUGGUGUCGUGGUUUGUGAUAUAGAAUUGUGUCUGCGUGGUAUAUUGAGCCGGUAUGUAUGGCUGUAUAUUCAUUGUGGAAGCUUCAGAGUAAAGCUUUCCGUCAAGAUAGCCGCCUUGAUGCCACCGGGCAUUUAUAUUUCAGUCCUACUUGUGAUGAAGGAAUUAUGUGAAUAUCUGGUUUCAAUGUAACGAGUCAAGAUAUUUGAGGUGCCAUCGCUUGAACUACGAAAGCGUUUCAAGUUUCGAGAUUUCCAUACACAUUCAGAGGUGUGUUGUUAAAACUCUAGAUCAUAUCUAAUUAGCUUACCGCGACUUCAGUCUUCUCAGUUAUCACGAAAGUCUUC